GACGUUUAAAUCAAUUAAUUGUUGUUUUGAAUGACAAUUAGUGUGCGAUUGGAGUGCAUAUAAGACACUGAAUAACGAUAUGACAGAUAUGUCUAAUAAUAUAGACUUUGAUUCACUUUUAUUGCUCACAAAAGCCAAAAGCGAGUCCGACAUCCAAUUGAUAUGCGAUGACUAUAUCGACGUCCAAUCGGUGACAAUAUCUGUGCCACAGUUUGUGGUCAACAAAACGAGACAAUUGUUGGACAAUUCCUCCAUCGAUGACAAUAGUAUCCGAAGUUUAAUCACAAAUCUGUCAAAAUUGGUUUAUUUGUGUCUCAAAAGCACUGAUUUGUCGGACAAUUCACUCAACGCUUUAUUUCCGCAAACAUUUCACAAACAAUUAAAACAAUUGUUAAUUAAAUUGAUUGUCAAAAACAGCGACAAAUGGAUCGCUAAGAGUAGACCCAUUCAAUCGAUGCCAUCUUUGGUAGACUUUGAGUGCAGAACCGAAUCAAACAAAUGUGUUAUUGAUCUGCAGUUAACUGAUCCCAAGGAUAAGGUUUCAGUGGUUUUGUCUAAACAACAACUCAAAGAAAUGACUGAAGGGAUGGCAACUAUAAGACAACAGCUUUUCGACGCCACACAUAAAUCCAAUUAAUCAAUGAA
Messenger RNA from Medioppia subpectinata, 645 nucleotides. The record is from the annotation of a GenBank genome assembly. Lineage: Eukaryota; Metazoa; Arthropoda; Arachnida; Sarcoptiformes; Oppiidae.